This is a messenger RNA of Salvia hispanica, 4192 nucleotides long. The record is from RefSeq and is a predicted model, not a curated record. Lineage: Eukaryota; Viridiplantae; Streptophyta; Magnoliopsida; Lamiales; Lamiaceae.
CUGUUUGCUUCAUGCAGCGGUGAUGGAGGGAGGGGACAUAUUUAGAGCUAGCAGCGCGCGUUUAAGCAGCUCAAACAUAUGGAGGAACACAGGAAUGGAAGUUUUUUCAAAGUCUUCUGUGGAAGCUGAUGAUGAAGAGGCCUUAAAAUGGGCUGCUCUUGAGAAGCUUCCAACGAAUCUUCGUAUAAGGAGGGGGAUACUUACAGAAGAUGAAGGGAAAUCGAGGGAGGUUGAUAUAAAGAAUCUUGGAUUAGUGGAGAGGAAGAAUCUUGUGGAGAGGCUGCUGCAGAUUGCAGAGGAAGGGAAUGAGAGGUUCUUGCUUAAGCUAAAAGAAAGAAUUCAGAGGGUUGGUCUUGAUCUUCCAACUAUUGAAGUUCGAUACGAGCAUUUAAGCAUUGAUGCAGAGGCCUAUGUAGGUGGGAGAGCUCUGCCUACAGUGUUCAACUUCAUUGUUAAUAUCUUGGAGGGAUUCUUGAGUAGUUGCCGUCUUCUUCCGAGUAGAAAGAAGCCUCUGCCUAUUCUUCAUGAUGUUAGUGGAAUCAUCAAACCUGGAAGAAUGACGCUACUGUUAGGGCCACCGAGCUCUGGGAAAACGUCGUUGCUGCUGGCUUUGGCCGGAAAGCUUGAUCCGGAGCUAAAAGUGUCUGGAGUAGUGAAAUACAACGGGCACGAGAUGAACGAAUUUGUGCCACAAAGGACAUCAGCAUACAUCAGCCAGCAUGAUUUGCAUAUAGGGGAGAUGACAGUUAGAGAAACACUGGCUUUCUCCGCGAGAUGCCAAGGAGUUGGAGCGCGUCUCGAUAUGCUGGCUGAGCUAUCAAGAAGAGAGAAGGAAGCAAACAUCAAGCCAGAUCCUGAUCUUGAUGUUUUCAUGAAGGCAAGUUCUAUUGCAGGGCAGGAAGAAAGUGUGGUGACAGAUUACAUAAUCAAGAUUUUGGGGCUUGAGGUCUGUGCUGACACUUUGGUUGGCGACGAAAUGGUUCGAGGGAUUUCAGGAGGGCAGAGAAAGAGACUAACAACAGGGGAAAUGCUGGUUGGACCAGCUAGAGCUCUGUUCAUGGAUGAGAUAUCGACUGGUUUGGACAGCUCAACGACGUUCCAGAUUGUCAACUCGAUCAGGCAAACCAUCCACAUUCUACAAGGGACCGGUGUGAUCUCACUGCUGCAGCCUGCACCAGAGACGUUCGACUUAUUUGAUGACAUAAUCCUCCUAUCAGAUGGCCAGGUUGUGUAUCACGGCCCACGUGAGCAUGUGCUAGAAUUCUUCGAGUACAUGGGAUUCAAAUGUCCUGAGAGGAAAGGAGUUGCAGAUUUCCUUCAAGAAGUGACAUCGAAGAAGGAUCAAGUGCAGUACUGGAUGCACAGAGACGAGCCUCACAGCUACGUGUCUGUGACGGAAUUCUCUGAAGCAUUUCAGUCCUUUCACGUCGGGAGAAAGCUUGGCGAUGAGCUUGCUGUCCCUUUCAACAAGGCAAAGAGCCACCCCACUGCUCUCACCAGUGACAGAUAUGGAGUCAGCAAGAAGGUGCUUCUCAAAGCCUGUGUUGACAGAGAGUGGCUGCUCAUGAAGCGCAAUUCUUUCGUCUACAUAUUCAAGCUGAUACAAAUUAUUAUCAUGGCUAGCAUUUCGAUGACACUAUUUUAUAAGACGGAGAUGCCUAAGAAGACGGAAACAGAUGGUGGGAUAUACAUGGGAGCUUUGUUUUAUGCUCUUUUGAUGAACAUGUUCAAUGGAUUCUCAGAGCUGGCAAUGAGUAUAAUGAAGCUCCCCGUGUUCUACAAGCAACGGGACCUUCUGUUCUUCCCUCCGUGGGCAUACUCUCUGCCAUCAUGGGUGCUCAAGAUCCCAAUCACACUCGUUGAGGUCGCUAUAUGGGUCGUUUUGACUUACUACACAAGCGGAUAUGAUUCUGAUGUGGGAAGAUUCUUCAAGCAAAUGCUGCUGCUGAUAUGUGUGAAUCAGAUGGCUUCUGCACUGUUUCGUUUGAUGGGAGCGCUGGGAAGAAACAUCAUAGUCGCCAACACGUUUGGUUCAUGCGCGUUGCUCACAGUUCUCGUCUUAGGUGGAUUCAUUCUAUCGCGAGAAAAUAUCAAGAAAUGGUGGAUUUGGGGUUACUGGAUUUCACCUUUGAUGUAUGGACAGAAUGCCAUGGCUGUGAAUGAGUUUCUUGGAAAGAGUUGGAGCCAUAUUCCUCCUGGCUCGACAGAAUCUGUUGGGGUGUCGGUUUUGAAAUCGCGUGGGAUCUUCACAGAAGCGCGUUGGUACUGGAUAGGCGUAGGCGCUCUCAUCGGAUACGUCUUCCUCUUCAACUUACUCUGCAUCGCGGCUCUCACUUACCUCAACCCAUUUGGAAAGCCACAAGCUGUUCUAUCAGAGGAGACAUUAGCAGAGAGGAAUGCCAUCAAAAGAGGCCAACAACCUACACAAAAUCAAAAUGCAGCAAGAGAAAACCAGACUGUUUCAUUAGGAGACAUCAAUCCAAACAGGAAGAGGGGAAUGAUUCUACCCUUCCAACCCCUCUCAAUCACAUUUGAUGAUAUCCGUUACGCGGUAGACAUGCCACCGGAGAUGAGAGCCCACGGAAUUGAAGACGAGCGCCUAGAGCUUCUCAAGGGCGUGAGUGGCGCCUUCAGGCCGGGAGUUUUGACAGCGCUGAUGGGCGUGAGCGGGGCAGGAAAGACGACGCUGAUGGAUGUGCUGGCUGGCAGGAAAACCGGGGGCUACAUUGAAGGGACCAUCAAGAUAUCCGGAUACCCGAAGAAGCAGGAGACCUUCGCACGCAUAGCAGGAUACUGUGAGCAGACAGACAUCCACUCACCUCAUGUCACUGUCUACGAGUCCCUCCAGUUCUCCGCCUGGCUCCGUCUGCCUCCUGAUGUCGAUGCUGCAACACGAAAGAUGUUCAUUGAUGAGGUGAUGGAGCUAGUGGAGCUCACACCCUUGAGGGACUCCCUUGUAGGGCUGCCCGGUGUCAACGGCCUCUCAACCGAGCAGAGGAAGAGGCUCACAAUUGCUGUGGAGCUCGUGGCCAACCCGUCCAUCAUAUUCAUGGACGAGCCAACAUCAGGGCUCGAUGCAAGGGCAGCUGCAAUCGUGAUGAGGACAGUCAGGAACACGGUGGACACGGGCAGGACUGUCGUAUGCACCAUCCAUCAGCCAAGCAUAGACAUCUUCGACGCCUUUGAUGAGCUGCUGCUGCUCAAACGAGGCGGGGAAGAGAUCUACGUAGGCCCUCUAGGCCGACAUUCGUCUCACCUCAUCAAAUACUUCGAGGGCAUCCAAGGAAUCAGCAACAUCAAAGACGGAUACAAUCCAGCUACAUGGAUGCUUGACAUCACUGCAUCAGCACAAGAAGCAGCUCUUGGUGUUGAUUUCACUCAAAUAUACAGAAAUUCUGAGCUCUACAUGAGAAACAAAGCACUAAUCAAGGAACUGAGCGAGCCCGCCCCGGGAUCAAGAGACUUGCACUUCCCAAAGCAAUACUCUCAGACAUUCUGGACUCAAUGCAUGGCCUGCCUAUGGAAGCAACACUGGUCCUACUGGCGGAAUCCGCCCUACACAGCCGUGAGGCUGCUCUUCACCACCUUCAUUGCAGUCAUGUUCGGAGCCAUAUUCUGGGACCUCGGCUCCAAAAGGAAAAGGCAGCAAGACAUCUUCAACGCAAUGGGAUCCAUGUACGCUGCAGUACUAUUCCUCGGUGUGCAGAACGCCACAUCCGUGCAGCCCAUUGUUGCUGUGGAGAGAACUGUUUUCUACAGAGAAAGGGCAGCAGGGAUGUACUCCGCCUUGCCAUACGCCUUUGGACAGGCUGUGGUGGAACUCCCAAACCUGCUAGUGCAGACGUUGAUAUACGGCGUGAUAGUGUAUGCAAUGAUCGGGUUCGAGUGGACGGUGGUGAAGUUCUUCUGGUACCUUUUCUUCAUGUAUUUCACCUUGCUCUACUUUACACUCUACGGUAUGAUGACGGUGGCCGUCACGCCCAACCACAACAUCGCUGCCAUAAUCUCCUCCGCCUUCUACGCUGUUUGGAACAUCUUCUCCGGGUUCAUUGUUCCUAACGGUGAGAUAAUUCAUGAUUUUGUGGGAUAUGUGGCUGUUAUAAUUGUAGGAAUAGGCGUGUUGUUUGGCUUCAUUUUUGCCUUCUCAAUUAGGGCGUAUAAUUUCCAAAAGAGGUGAAAAACAGUGGAACAA